Messenger RNA from Piliocolobus tephrosceles (Ugandan red Colobus), 1736 nucleotides. It is a transcript of the gene CHST7, whose product is annotated as carbohydrate sulfotransferase 7. NCBI's taxonomy places the organism in Eukaryota, Metazoa, Chordata, Mammalia, Primates, Cercopithecidae. Gene Ontology annotation, cellular component: Golgi membrane. The transcript has a single exon. The record is from RefSeq and is a predicted model, not a curated record. Gene Ontology annotation, biological process: N-acetylglucosamine metabolic process; carbohydrate metabolic process. Bases 240 to 1700 code for a protein of 486 amino acids. Gene Ontology annotation, molecular function: N-acetylglucosamine 6-O-sulfotransferase activity; chondroitin 6-sulfotransferase activity.
GGGGCGGGCGGCUGCCAAGUCGGCCAAUAGGCGGCUCUCUGGUGGCUGAGAGGAGAGGGCAGGGGCGCAGUCAGUAGCACCACCGCCUUCCAAGUUUCCCCUCGUGGAUGCGCGGCCCCGCGGCUCUGCUCCUCCCGGCACAGAGGGGCCGGGAGAGGCCAUAGGAGUGGACCCAGGACGGGAUUUCUGAGGAACGGGAGAAAACUGGCGCUCGACCCGCUCUGGAGGGUCGGUGAACGAUGAAGGGCCGGCGGCGGCGACGCCGAGAGUACUGCAAGUUCGCGCUGCUGUUGGUGCUGUACACGCUGGUGCUGUUGCUCGUCCCCUCCGUACUGGACGGCGGCCGCGACGGGGACAAGGGCGGCGGGCACUGCCCUGGCCUGCAGCGCAGCCUGGGAGUGUGGAGCCUGGAGGCAGCGGCGGCCGGCGAACGCGAGCAGGGCGGAGAGGCGCGGGCAGCCGCGGAACGGGGCGCGAGCCAGUCCCCUCGGUCCCCAAGCAACCUCAGCAGCGCUGUCGGGGAGACGGUGUCUCGCGAGAAGCAGCACAUCUACGUGCAUGCCACCUGGCGCACCGGCUCGUCCUUCCUGGGCGAACUCUUUAACCAGCACCCAGACGUUUUCUACUUAUAUGAGCCUAUGUGGCAUCUAUGGCAGGCGCUGUAUCCGGGCGAUGCCGAGAGCCUGCAGGGCGCGCUGCGCGACAUGCUGCGUUCGCUCUUCCGCUGCGACUUCUCCGUGCUGCGGCUGUACGCGCCGCCGGGGGACCCCGCUGCGCGCGCCCCGGACACGGCCAAUCUUACCACGGCCGCCCUCUUCCGCUGGCGGACUAACAAGGUCAUCUGCUCGCCGCCACUGUGUCCUGGCGCGCCCCGUGCCCGAGCCGAGGUGGGCCUCGUCGAGGACACCGCCUGCGAGCGCAGCUGCCCACCCGUGGCGAUACGCGCCCUGGAGGCCGAGUGCCGAAAGUACCCUGUGGUGGUCAUCAAGGACGUGCGCCUGCUCGAUCUGGGCGUGCUGGUGCCCCUGUUGCGUGACCCAGGCCUCAACCUGAAGGUGGUGCAGCUUUUCCGAGACCCGAGGGCGGUGCACAACUCGCGCCUCAAGUCUAGGCAGGGACUGCUGCGCGAGAGCAUCCAGGUGCUGCGCACCCGCCAGAGGGGCGACCGCUUCCACCGUGUGCUGCUGGCGCACGGCGUAGGUGCUCGCCCCGGGGGCCAGUCUCGCGCGCUGCCCGCCGCACCGCGCGCCGAUUUCUUCCUGACCGGUGCGCUCGAGGUGAUCUGCGAAGCCUGGCUGCGGGAUCUACUUUUCGCGCGCGGUGCGCCCGCCUGGCUGCGGCGCCGCUACCUGAGGCUGCGCUAUGAGGACCUGGUGCGGCAGCCACGCGCCCAGCUGCGCCGCCUGCUGCGCUUCUCCGGGCUGCGCGCGCUCGCAGCGCUCGACGCCUUUGCGCUCAACAUGACUCGCGGCGCGGCCUAUGGCGCCGACCGGCCCUUCCACCUGUCAGCGCGCGACGCCCGCGAGGCGGUGCACGCCUGGCGUGAGCGCCUGAGCCGUGAGCAGGUGCGCCAGGUGGAGGCCGCCUGCGCUCCAGCCAUGCGUCUGCUCGCCUACCCUCGCAGCGGAGAGGAGGGCGACGCGGAGUCGCCCAGGGACGGGGAGACGCCGCUGGAGAUGGAUGCCGAUGGCACCACGUAGCCUCCCAUCCCUGUCCCCGGCACGGAUCCGGGUAAG